Abrus precatorius (Indian licorice) is the source of this 1164-nucleotide messenger RNA. RefSeq names its product oxysterol-binding protein-related protein 4B-like. The transcript is spliced from 6 exons. Gene Ontology annotation, cellular component: cytosol; intracellular membrane-bounded organelle; membrane. NCBI's taxonomy places the organism in Eukaryota, Viridiplantae, Streptophyta, Magnoliopsida, Fabales, Fabaceae. Gene Ontology annotation, molecular function: sterol binding. The record is from RefSeq and is a predicted model, not a curated record. Bases 1 to 1164 code for a protein of 387 amino acids.
AUGGAGGUGCCAAAAGGGAAGAAUGAAACCAAAAUUGUUUUGACAAAGCCCUUCUCAUUGGAAGGUGAAUCAGACUUAGAUCCAUCUUAUAGAGCUCCCAAUCUCCUAAGUCGCUUGUUAAGUCUACUCAAGAAUGUGCGGCCGGGAUCAGAUCUCACAAACUUCCAGCUGCCACCUCUGUUCAAUUUCCCCAAAUCUCAACUACAAUGCUAUGGUGAAUCAGUGUACUGCACAUCUGAGAACUUGCUUAGUAAAUGCAACAGUGGGGAGGGUCCAAUAGACAGGUUCACAUCCGUAGUAGCAUGGAGCAUAUCUACCACGCGCCCUGCAUCUUUUGGGGUUGCUCCUUAUAAUCCCACUCUUGGAGAGACCCACCAUGUUUCUAAGGGCAAUCUCAACGUACUACUGGAGCAGGUUUCACUCGACCCGCCAGUAUCUGCUCUUCAUGCAACGGAUGAGAAGGAAAACAUCGAAAUGAUAUGGUGCCAGCAAACUGCUCCCAAGUUUCGUGGUACAUCUAUAGAAGCUCGAGUGCAUGGUAAACGGUUGCUGAAGCUCCAAAAUCAUAGGGAAACAUAUGAAAUGAAUAGUCCUCACCUUUCAAUUAGAAUUCUUCCUGUUCCGGGUGUUGAUUGGGUUGGCAAUGUUACUAUACGGUGUCUAGAGACAGGCCUGGAGGCUGAGUUAUCCUACACAUCAAGUCGUUCUUUUCUAGGAGUUGGAGGAAAUCGUAAAUUGAUCAAAGGGAAGAUCGUUGACACAUCAUUAUUUAAAGUUCUAUAUGAAGUUGAUGGCCAUUGGGAUAGGAUUGUUAAAGUAAAAGAUACAAAUAGUGGGGAAAUCAGAGUGAUAUACGACGCAAAAGAGGUCAUAUCAGGGCUCAAAGUUCCUAUUGUCAAGGAUGCGAAGAGUGUGUGGACAACAGAAUCAGCACAUGUUUGGAGUGAGUUGAGCGAAGCCAUCAUGAGUAAAGAGUGGGAGAAAGCAAAAGAAGCAAAGGAACGCGUGGAGGAAAGACAGAGGAAGAUACUGAGAGAAAGAGACAUAAAAGGGGAAAGUUGGAUUCCCAAGAAUUUUAUAUUAUAUCACAGUAAAGACAGGUUAGAAUGGAACUGUUCACCCAUUCAAAAAUUAGUCCCUCCUGCCCCCAUCAUAGCCCCCUAA